AUGCAACUCUGGAUUUUCCUAUUUUUGCUAAAUUUUUGGCAAAUUAAUGGACAAUUAUCAAAGCAAAAAUGCCAAGAAUACGGUAAGUUAGUUUACGAAUCAGAAAGUUCCCCAACUCUCCAUCUCGAGGCAUCGUCAAAUUCCGUCUCGAAAUGCGGCAUUGUCGAAACCCCGUUGAUAGUUGCGGGCACCAAAGCCAAACUCGCUGAAUUCCCUCACAUGGCGCUCAUCGGUUAUGGAUCUCCCGUCGCUGGAUGGCAUUGCGGCGGCUCAAUUAUCAGCGAAACUGCGAUUUUAUCCGCGAGUCAUUGCAUUUCGCAUCCCACAGAUGGUGCUGCAAGUGUCGUUCGUGUCGGAAUUGUGAAACGAGAUGACACUGGCGGCAUGCAAGAGUUAAAAAUCUCGAAAAUCAUCGCGCAUCCGGACUACAAAUCGGAUAUCAAGUAUCAUGACAUCGCUUUGUUCAAGUUGGCGUCGAAAAUUGCCUUUAAUGCGAACAUUCGUCCGGCUUGUUUGAACACGGAUCCAAAUUUGGCGUGGGAAAAGGCGAUUGUCAUUGGAUUUGGGCAAGUUUCGUCAGAUGGACCGACGUCAGAGCAUCUCAUGAAAGUCUCGUUGAGCAAUUAUCCGAGGAAUGAGUGCGAAAAAACGUACAAAGAUAAUGCUGGAAUGCCGCAGGGACUGUUGGAGAGCCAAUUUUGCGCCGGAGAAGUUGCUGGCGGGAAAGAUUCGUGUCAAGGAGACUCGGGAGGUGCCAUUCAAGUCGUAUUGAAGGACCCUUAUUGCAUGUACAGCAUCAUUGGCGUCGUUUCGUUUGGCAAAAUGUGCGCUUUUGCGAACAGUCCGGGGAUUUAUACGAAAGUGGCGAGCUAUAUUCCGUGGAUUGAACAAAAUGCCUUCAAUUAA
Culicoides brevitarsis is the source of this 906-nucleotide messenger RNA. RefSeq names its product serine protease snake-like. The record is from RefSeq and is a predicted model, not a curated record. The transcript is spliced from 2 exons. Gene Ontology annotation, biological process: proteolysis. Gene Ontology annotation, molecular function: serine-type endopeptidase activity. NCBI's taxonomy places the organism in Eukaryota, Metazoa, Arthropoda, Insecta, Diptera, Ceratopogonidae. The coding region runs from base 1 to 906 and encodes 301 amino acids.